AAGUUUUCACCCUCCCACCUUCAUUUCCCCUUUCCUCUGUUCACUUCUCACCCAAAAACAGAGGAAAGAAAACCGAGAAAAGCAGGGGGGAAAGAGAGAGAAAAGGAGUGCUUACUAAAAUAUAACAGGAACCCACUUCAGAAAAUGAGAGAAUAGAGCAAAGGGAGAUUCGCCGAGAACUAUUCUUUGACUUCUCUGCUUCUCUCUGCUGUCUGCAAUGCUUCCCUUAUGAACCCCUCAGAUCUCACAUGUAGAUACAUGCAUAUACAAACGUUCAGUAGAUGCUUGUUUGUGUUUGUGUGUGGAUAAGUUUGUAUGAUUUCUGAGGUUUCUUAGUUGGGUUUAUUUGGUUUGUUAAUGGCUGCAGAGGUAAGUGGUGGUGGGAAUAUUGAGGUUUCUCCAUGGCUGAAAUCUAUGCCAGUGGCACCAGAGUAUCACCCUACUUUGGCUGAGUUUCAAGAUCCAAUUGCCUACAUUUUCAAGAUUGAGAAGGAGGCCUCAAAGUAUGGUAUUUGCAAAAUAGUCCCCCCAGUGCCUGCAGCUUCCAAGAAAACUGUUAUUGCUAAUUUGAACAAGUCCCUUUUGGCCCGGUCCACUGACCCGGAAUCAGGUCCGACUUUCACCACGCGGCAGCAGCAGAUCGGUUUUUGCCCGAGAAAGCACCGCCCUGUCCAGAAACCCGUGUGGCAGAGUGGGGAGAAGUACACCCUUACUGAAUUUGAAGUCAAGGCCAAGAAUUUCGAGAAGAUUUAUCUCAAGAAGUAUGCCAAAAAGGGGUUGAAUGCUCUGGAAAUGGAAACUGUUUACUGGAAUGCCACGGUUGAUAAGCCCUUUCAGGUGGAGUAUGCAAAUGACAUGCCGGGAUCGGCUUUUGUGGCACAGAAGGGUUGUGGGAAGAAGAAUGAGAGUACAAUUACUGUGGGUGAGACUGAGUGGAAUAUGAGGAGAGUGUCAAGAGAGAACUUGUCGCUAUUGAGGUUCAUGAAGGAGGAAAUCCCAGGAGUAACUUCGCCAAUGGUUUAUGUUGCAAUGAUGUUUAGUUGGUUUGCUUGGCAUGUUGAGGAUCACGACUUGCACAGCUUGAAUUAUUUGCAUAUGGGUGCGGGGAAGACAUGGUAUGGUGUGCCGCGGGAGGCAGCUGUUGCCUUUGAAGAAGUGAUCAGGGAGCAUGGAUAUGGUGGGGAGAUAAAUCCUCUGGUUACAUUUGCUACACUUGGUGAGAAGACCACAGUGAUGUCCCCGGAAGUGCUUCUUAGUGCUGGUGUUCCAUGCUGCAGGCUGGUGCAAAAUGCGGGGGAAUUUGUUGUCACUUUCCCAAGAGCUUAUCACUCGGGGUUCAGUCAUGGAUUUAAUUGUGGAGAGGCUGCUAAUAUUGCUACUCCUGAAUGGUUGAGGUUUGCAAAAGAAGCUGCAAUACGUAGGGCAGCUAUUAAUUGUCCUCCAAUGGUGUCUCACUUCCAGUUGUUAUAUGAUCUAGCACUUUCCUUAUGUUCUGGAGUUCCGAAGAGCAUUGCUAUGGGACCCCGGAGUUCUCGGCUAAAAGAUAGAAAGAAAGGGGAAGGAGAAAUGUUGAUCAAAGAACUAUUUUUGCAGGACAUGAUGCAGAAUAAUGAUAUGCUUCAUAGUCUUGGCAAAGGAUCAUCUAUUGUGCUCCUUCCUCAAAAUUCUCUGAGUCACUCGAUUUAUAACAACACAUCAUCUGGAUUCCAGUCGACAGCCAAAUCUAGGUUAUUCCCCAGUUUAUGCAGUCCCGAUCUUGAGUUGAAGACUGCAAGCUAUGAUGCUCGUGAUGAAUUUUUGCUAGACAGGAAGCAUGGAAUAAAACAACCUAGAGGACAUGCUGUGAAUAGAAAAUCAGUUUCUUCUUUGUGUAGUAGUAGUGAGGUUCCUUCUAUGGCUCCUUGUGCAGAGCAGAUAGAUUCUGAAAUAAAGAGAGCUUCUCAACAUGAGCAGGGACUAUUUUCAUGUGUCACUUGUGGGAUCUUGUGUUUUGCUUGUGCUGCUAUUGUCCAACCGACAGAAGCAGCUGCUCAUUACCUAAUGUCAGCUGAUUGUAGCAAAUUUAGUUAUUGGGGUACAGGUGAUGAUGACCAUAAUCACACCAGACAUGCAAAGUCUCCCAACACAAACCUUGGUUCAGGGUUGGUGCUUAGAAAGAAACAUGGCCCUUCUGAUGUGCCAAUAUCUGCAGAUCAGAUUCGAUCUGUGAAUGGGGAGAGUGUGGGGGUGGUCUCCAAUAGCAAGGCACAUAAAGAGCCCUCAUCACUUGGCCUAUUAGCUUUAACAUAUGGUAAUUCUUCGGACUCCGAGGAGGAAGAGACUGAAGCUGAUCUUCCUGUUGAUGGCUGUGGAACCAGUAAAAGCGAUAGCCCUGAAGAUGGACAUGCUUGUGACAAUAUCGAUUCAAAACUUAACUGCCGGAAGGAAAUGUCUUCACAAAUUUCUGAUUCUAAUGCAAUGUUUGGCCCACCUAUAGCGAAGUGCAACGGUGGAGAUCCCCAAAGUUCUAACUGUUCUGAUGAGUUUCCAACGGACAAUUGUACUGUGGUUGAGUCAAAUUCUUGUACCCAUAGGUCUAGACAUCGAACGAAAUCACGACAUGACACCUCAAAUUCUUUAACCCAUAAGACUGAAGCAACAGUUAGUACUGGUUUGACACCAUUAGAGGACAAAAAUACACCUUUUCCUGCAAGAUCUGAUGAAGAUUCUUAUCGCUUGCAUGUCUUCUGUCUUCAGCAUGCUCUGCAAGUAGAAAAGCGACUCAGUCAGAUUGGUGGAGCCAAUGUGUUUCUUGUGUGUCAUCCAGAUUUUCCUAAAUUAGAAUCUCAAGCAAAGAAAGUUGCGGAAGAAUUGGAAAGUGAUUGGCUCUGGAGUGAAAUCUCAUUCCGGGAGGCAACUGAGGAGGACGAAGAAAUUAUGCGGCUAGCUUUAGAGAGUGAAAAUGCCAUUCAUGGCAAUGGAGACUGGGCUGUGAAAAUGGGCAUCAACCUCUUCUUCAGUGCCAAUCUUAGCCGCUCGCCUCUCUACUCUAAGCAGAUGCAUUUCAACUUUGUUAUAUACAGUGCCUUUGGACGCAGUUCUCCAAUUGAUAGCUCUGCGGCAUUAGAUGAGCUGGAAGGAAAGUGUGUAGGCAGGCAAAAGAAGAUAGUUGUUGCUGGAAAAUGGUGUGGCAAAGUUUGGAUGUCGAGUCAAGCUCACCCACUGCUCCUUAACAAGGAUUCGCAAGAACAGGAGGAGGAGUCAGAAUUUACUGCCUGGAUCAAGCCGAAUUUGAAGUCUGAGAGAUUAUCACAAAGCAGCCAAGCAGCUGGAGUGGCGUCUGCGAUUUGCAAAACCAGUAGAAAGAGAAAGAAUAAUGCAGAAAAUAGCUCACACGUGAAAGAAAAAUCUCUUGAGGCUGGAAAAAUGGAUGAACCUUCUAUAGGCUUUCCACUCAGUAACUGCAAUAAGGUAAUUAAAAGAAAGCGUGGAUCCAGGAGAUUGAAGGAAGAGAAUCCCGAGUCUGAAGAUUUAGAUGAAUCAUCUGAAGAAAUUCAACUCAGUAACUCUUGCAAUCAAAUUAAGAAAAGGCAUGGAACCAAGCUACUGAAGAAAGAUACUUUUGAGGCCGAUGAAAAUUUAGAUGCGUCUUCAGAAGAUUUUCCACUCAGCAACUCUUGGAAGCAAAUUAAGAGUAAACGUGGAGCUCGGAAAACGAACAAGGAGACUCCUGAGCCACUGAAAAGUAAAAAGAGAAGCAAGCAACAAGCUAACUCACUUGUUGAUGAUGAUGAGCUCGAAGGUGGUCCAAGCACACGACUGAGGAAACGAACAACAAAGGCUUGUAAAGCCUCAGGACCCAGGUCGACUAAUGCAAAACCAGUACUAAAGAAGCAGCAAAAAGAUAUCAAGACAAAGAAAGUUCCACCUGUCAAGGUUCCUUCUAAGGCAAAACUUAAAGACGAGGAAGCAGAGUACGCAUGUGACAUGGAGGGAUGCACAAUGAGUUUCGGGUCGAAGCAGGAGCUUGCUUUGCAUAAAAAGAAUAUCUGCCCGGUGAAGGGAUGUGGUAAGAAAUUCUUCUCUCACAAGUAUCUGGUGCAGCAUCGACGUGUUCACAUGGAUGACCGUCCUCUGAAAUGUCCUUGGAAAGGCUGCAAAAUGACGUUCAAGUGGGCGUGGGCUAGAACCGAACACAUUCGAGUCCAUACAGGGGCUCGACCUUAUGUUUGCACCGAGGCUGGCUGUGGCCAGACAUUCCGGUUUGUGUCUGAUUUCAGUCGUCACAAGCGCAAGACUGGUCAUUCUCCAAAGAAAGCCAGAGGAUAAAUCUUAGAGGAUGUAUUUUUAACAUGGCUGAUAAGCAUGUUCGAUUAACAGCAAGAAAGAUGUAGGGUCUAGACUUAGCUUAAUCUUGUAACUUUUCAUUGGGGGUACGGAUGAUUAAGUCACGGUUCCUCAUUGGGCCAAUUCAUCAAACUUAGUUCAGCCAUUGCUUCAACGUAUUUUAUUCUCUGCAGAAGCAGAAAUUUAACAUGUCAA
Sesamum indicum (sesame) is the source of this 4521-nucleotide messenger RNA. RefSeq names its product relative of early flowering 6 (gene REF6). Gene Ontology annotation, biological process: chromatin remodeling; regulation of gene expression. The record is from RefSeq and is a predicted model, not a curated record. Lineage: Eukaryota; Viridiplantae; Streptophyta; Magnoliopsida; Lamiales; Pedaliaceae. Gene Ontology annotation, molecular function: histone H3K4me/H3K4me2/H3K4me3 demethylase activity. Gene Ontology annotation, cellular component: nucleus; chromatin.